CAUCUUGAAUGGGCCAAGUAGGUUAGUAAUACCAACGUGUAGCUGUUGAGCAAUAUUUAACUUUCAUUGAGCGACCUACACUGGGCGUGACUUUCUGAAAAUCUUGGAUACUCGCGUUGUUCGCGUAUUAUCUCCUCAUUUCUCGUAAUAUCUCCCACUGGACUCUGAUGUUUAAUUUGUGCGGUGAUGACGAGCAGUCUUUCGCUUUUAAAGUAACAGUCGCAAAACUGGACACGUCGUGCGAAGUGCUUCAUAAAGCCUGUUUUCCUCCGGACCAGUCUCCUAGGUUUUCUCACGCAGAGGCUCUUUGAUAAUGUUGGAGUGUUUAUUGGCGAUCUUUAUCUCCGUGCUGCUGUUCUGCGCUUUCUGCGGACGCAGAAGGAAGGACGGCGAGCCCCCGCUGAUUAAAGGCUGGAUUCCAUUCCUGGGAAAAGCUUUAGAAUUCAGAAAAAACUCUCAACAGUUUCUUACACAACUGCAGCAGGAGCAUGGAGAUGUUUUUACUGUACUUAUAGCAGGAAGGUACAUAACAUUCAUAAUGAACCCUCUUCUGUACCCGUCUGUGAUCAAACAUGGAAAACAGCUGGAUUUCCACACGUUUUCAGACAGCGCAGCAUCCAGGACGUUCGGUUACCCACCGGUCCGGAGUGGCCUCUUCCCUGGAAUGAGUGACAGCAUCCAGCGGAGUUACACUCUGCUGCAGGGGCCUGCCCUCGACCCGCUCACGUUCAGCAUGAUGGGAAACUUACAGCAGGUCCUGCGACACCGUUUUCUGCCCAGUGAAGAGUCUGGGUCUGAUGGCGACUGGCGAGAGGCGGAACUAUAUGAGUUCUGCAAAUGUGUAAUGUUUCAGACUACAUUUAACACGCUAUAUGGACAUUCGUCAAAUCUGCGCCUGGAUCAGCUGCAAGAGGACUUUGAGAAGUUCGAUGCAACUUUCCCUUUACUAAUGGCCCGUGUUCCCAUCGCCUUGCUGGGAAAAACCAAAGAAAUUCGUGAGAAGCUGACAAGAUUUUUCUAUCCUCAAAGAAUGGCAGAAUGGAGGGCUCCAUGCGAGUUCAUACAGACCCGAUCGGCCCUGUUCCAGGAGUAUGACACGCUUCAGGACAGAGAUAAAGCAGCACAUCAUUUUGCCAUGCUGUGGGCAUCAGUGGGAAACACUAUCCCAGCAGCCUUCUGGUGUCUUUUCCACCUCAUCUCUUGCCCGGAAGCCCUUGAAGUAGUGAGAGCAGAGAUUGUCAAUGUGGUUGGAGAGAAGAACAUGCAGUUGGUCUUUGAGGAGGACAUCACAAUUACACGACAACAGCUAGAACAGAUGGUUUACCUGGAGAGUUCAAUAAAUGAGAGUUUACGUCUCUCCUCUGUAUCAAUGAACAUCCGUGUGGUUCAAGAAGAUUUCUGUUUGCGUCUGGAUGCCCAACAUUCAAUCAACCUACGAAAAGAUGACAUUGUUGCUCUUUACCCACAAACCACACACCUUGACCCUGAAAUAUAUGAUCAGCCUCAGCGCUUCCAGGUUGACCGUUUCGUGGAGGACGGAAAGGAAAAAACAGAUUUUUAUAAAUGUGGCCAGAAGGUCCGGUACUAUCGUAUGCCUUUCGGCUCUGGAGCCACGCAGUGUCCAGGGCGUUUUUUUGCGAUGAAUGAGCUGAAGCAGUUUGUGUGUGCGGCUUUGCUCAUGUGUGAAAUGCAGUUGCUGGAGAGCCAGCAGGAGGCAAUGCUAGACAACGGCCGUGCUGGUCUGGGCAUCAUGCCACCUGCUAAUCAAAUCACUUUCAGAUACAGAACCAGAAAACCAGGGGACAAUAUGAAGAGGGAGGAAUGAACUAAAUGAAUAGAGAGAUAAUGUCGUCUGUUCGUUGCUUGGGUGUUUUCCUUUCAUUUUUUCACAGGGUUUGUGCAAAGAUUUUGUAAAUAAUGCAAGCUGCAGUAUUCAUAAAUAACACUGCCAUGGAAAAAUCUUGUCUUUGAAUGAGCUAAAAAUACAGUAUACACUGCAGUUUGAAUCAGGGUUUGAUGCAUUACAGUGAACAGCUUUCUAUGUAUAUGCUACUGUGACACAAGGACAGCUUUUCAAACAUCUUACCUCUCAUAAAUCAAUUUGAUCACAUCACUGGGUGUAAAUAACAAUUACAAACUCAUAAAGUGGCAAAGGCUGCACAAGACAGUCAACUGGAUUUCAUGUCAUUUCUUGAUUCCAGCAUUGAAUAUUAAAAGGUAAAUGUUUCUGCUGUUUUAUUUUGUAUAUUUUUUUAACCCUUAGAAUUUGGUCAGGAUUAUUCAUAAAGUCAUAAAAUGUAUAUUGAAUAAACAAAUUGCUGUUCAAAAGUUUGGGAUCAGUAUGAUUUUUAGUUAUUUUUGAAGUCUCUAGGCUCACCAAGGCUACAUUUGAUUAAAAAUACAGUAAAAAUGUUUUGACAGCAAUUACCCCAGUGUUCAGUGUCACAUGAUCCUUCAGAAAUCAUUGUAACAUGCUGAUUUAAUGCUCAUGAAACAUUUAUUAUUAUCAGUGUUGAAAACGGCUUGCUGCUUAAUAUUUUUUAUGGAAACUGGUAAACUUUUCUCAGGAUUCUUUGAUGAAUAGAAAGUUCUAAAAAAUUGUUUGAAAUUGGAAUCUUUUGUAACAACGUAAAGUCUUUACUGUCACUUUUAAUCAAUUUAGUGCAUGCUUGCUUAAAGUAUUAAGAAAAAAACUUAAUACUGACCCAAACCUUUGAAUAGUAAUGUACACAAAGCACUACUUAUUUAAUGGUUACUGGUUGAUAUUACAGUUUUUUAAUAUCACUACUGGUCAGUAUUUCAUAUUUUAUCAGUCAAUAUUGGAAACCUAAUUAUGCAUACUUAUUUGCCUUGCCAUUUAUCUUUGCUGUGAUAUAACAUCCUAUUAAAUUUCAUCUUUAAAAACACCU
Messenger RNA from Onychostoma macrolepis, 2909 nucleotides. RefSeq names its product cytochrome P450 7B1 (gene cyp7b1). Lineage: Eukaryota; Metazoa; Chordata; Actinopteri; Cypriniformes; Cyprinidae. The transcript has 6 exons. The record is from RefSeq and is a predicted model, not a curated record. Gene Ontology annotation, molecular function: oxidoreductase activity, acting on paired donors, with incorporation or reduction of molecular oxygen; iron ion binding; heme binding. Bases 314 to 1825 code for a protein of 503 amino acids. Gene Ontology annotation, biological process: bile acid biosynthetic process; cholesterol homeostasis.